Strongylocentrotus purpuratus (purple sea urchin) is the source of this 1110-nucleotide messenger RNA. Its product is annotated as SID1 transmembrane family member 1. Gene Ontology annotation, cellular component: membrane. The record is from RefSeq and is a predicted model, not a curated record. NCBI's taxonomy places the organism in Eukaryota, Metazoa, Echinodermata, Echinoidea, Camarodonta, Strongylocentrotidae.
CAUGAAUAUUGGAAACCAAUCGUGACCACUUUUGGGGUGCUCCUAGCCAUCUAUCUGCUCUCUGGGUUUAUUAUUGCCGGAAAUAUUGUGAGACAAAGGAAGGCAGAUAUCAUGAUGACAGGAACGGCUUCAGAAAGAGUUGUUCUUCUUGAUCCGGAGUCCGGUGCGCAAGAUGGGCAGAGGCCUUUCGCUCAAGCAGAUUCGGCGAGCGCCAACUACGGCACCUCAGGACCAGGUCCCGGUCCAGGACUAGAACCCAAUAACAGACUGGACAAUGUGGUCAGGAAUGGAAGUAGUCCAACCACAGAGAGACGCUCAAGCCCUGCAAGGAGAAAGCCGGACUUGGAAGGCCAACUCAUCGUGAGCAGCGACGACGAGACCGACAUCGACAUGCUUGACGACAUCGAAUCAACCAAAGAGGUUUAUAGAACAAAGACUGAGAUUUAUGUGAGUGACCUAGCGCGGAAGAAAUCAAACACCUUGGAAAAGAAGUACAACAUGUACGCCUGGAAUCUUAUCACGGUGUCCAUAUUCUACGCUCUUCCGGUCGUUCAGCUUGUUAUAACGUACCAAGUGGUUACAAAUGUCACUGGAAACCAAGACUCGUGCUAUUAUAACUUCCUCUGUGCAAAGCCUUAUGGAUGGUUCAGUGCCUUUAACAAUGUGUUCAGUAAUACUGGCUAUGUCAUGCUUGGCAUUCUCUUCCUGAUGCUGGUGUGGAGGAAAGAAUACGCUCACAAGGCACGAGUCAAGGCUGGCUACAAGAAUGAACUGACCCAUGGUAUCCCUAAACACUAUGGUCUCCUCUAUACCUUGGGCUAUGCUCUCAUCAUGGAAGGUGUCAUGAGCGGCUCCUACCAUGUCUGUCCAAACAGGGCCAACUACCAGUUUGAUACCUCUUACAUGUACAUGAUAGCCUGUCUGGGGAUGUUGAAGAUGUACCAGCAGCGACAUCCGGAUAUCAACGCAAACUCUUACAAAUCAUUCGCCUUGUUUGCUCUCAUACUCUUCAUUGGAUUCCUGGGGCUGGUAAGUUUGUUUGAUAAUAAUAAUGUUUGGUUAUUGUAUAGCGCAUAUCACAUUAUAACGUCUCGAUGCGCUUCCAAAUAG